CAAAACCCUAACCCUUUUGUUGCCACGCUUACACACAUUUCUCUCUCUCCCUCCCUCUCCUAUCACCAAAUAAAAGAGACAGAGGGCUGAAGUACUAGGGUUUUAGCCAAUCCCUCCCUCCCUCCAAAAAACAGAAAACGGGUUAGGUUAGCGUUAAAAACAAAAUGGUUGCAGACAAGGGGAAGAAGAUGAAGGUAGCAUCAGCAACAGAGAAAGGAGAAGAGGAAAACAAUCAAAUUGAUGAAGCACUUGUUCUCUCUAUCGAGAAGCUUCAAGAGAUCCAAGAAGAUCUCGAAAAGAUCAAUGAAGAGGCAAGUGAUAAGGUCUUGGAAGUAGAGCAGAAGUACAAUGAAAUACGCAAGCCAGUUUAUGAUAAGCGAAAUGAGAUCAUCAAAUCAAUUCCUGACUUCUGGUUAACUGCUUUUCUAAGUCAUCCUGCUCUUAAUGCUAUUUUAAGUGAGGAGGAUCAAAAGAUAUUCAAAUAUUUAAGCUCCCUGGAGGUGGAGGACUUUAAAGAUGUGAAAUCGGGUUAUUCUAUAACGUUUAACUUUGAACCCAACCCUUAUUUUGAGGAUACAAAGCUUACAAAGAGUUUCACAUUCCUUGAUGAAGGAACAACAGAAAUUACUGCAACACCAAUUAAAUGGAAACAAGGCAUGGGCAUAGCUAAUGGAGUUACUCAUGAAAAGAAAGGGAACAAGAGACCUUUGAUUGAGGAAAGCUUCUUCUCCUGGUUUUGUAGUACCGAGCAAAAAGAGAUGAUUGAGGACAUACAGGAUGAAAUUGCAGAGAUCAUCAAGGAAGAAAUAUGGCCCAAUCCACUCUCUUAUUUUAAUAAUGAGGAUCCUGAUGAAGAGGACUUUGAGGGCGAUGAAGAAGGGGAUAAGGAGGGUGAUGACUCUGAAGAGGAUGAGGACGAGCAAGAUGACGACGAAGAUGAAGAAGAAGAAGAUGGUGAUGCAGACAAUUGAGUACUCCUUUAAUGUCUGUUUAUUUGUGUCAGAUAUUCUCUUUUUUGGUAAUAGCUUGUGUAAAGUGGUCUCUUAAGGGUUUUUGAGUAUCAGCAGGUGAUAGGGAGAAGAACCAAUCUUAACCUCUUAUGAUAGCUUUCUCUGCCGUGUAGGUAACUGACUGGUAUUAUAUGUCCAGUCCAUGGUUUUCUGACUUGUUUUCUUAUCCAGUCAAGGCCUUUUUUUUGUUCUUC
This is a messenger RNA of Ricinus communis (castor bean), 1204 nucleotides long. Its product is annotated as NAP1-related protein 2. Gene Ontology annotation, cellular component: nucleus; chromatin. Gene Ontology annotation, biological process: nucleosome assembly. The coding region runs from base 165 to 971 and encodes 268 amino acids. The record is from RefSeq and is a predicted model, not a curated record. NCBI's taxonomy places the organism in Eukaryota, Viridiplantae, Streptophyta, Magnoliopsida, Malpighiales, Euphorbiaceae. Gene Ontology annotation, molecular function: histone binding; chromatin binding. The transcript is spliced from 10 exons.